AUGAACACACUAGUGGUCCACCAGGCUCUCGCCCUGGCGGCCUUCCAGUGCCUGGCCACGAGCCACGCCAGCCGCCUGUGGGAGCAACUGCGGCAGUUCUGGGCCGACAACUUCUCCCGGCGAUUCUCCCCUCGGCGCCCGCCACUGCGCCGCAUCUCCUCCAUGUCCACUUUCUACCUGCUGGAUCACCGCACGCGCCAGGCUGAGCUAGGCCUCAGCUACGGAGCGCCGCGCAUGUGCCUCAACGGCGAGGCCUAUGUGUUCCGCGGCGGCCGCUGGACAGCCGAGGGCUCGCUGCGGGGAUCGCGGGCACCGCUGCCCUCGCCGGCUCUGGUGGGCUGGAAGGCGCAGGUGCAGCGGGUCCGGAGUCAGGCACUAGAGGAGGAGAACAACUACUUGAAACUGCAGCAGGAAGUGCUCCUGGACAUGCUGACGGAGACUACGCUGCGCCUGCACAUGUUGGAGCAGCAACUCGAGCCCACCGGCAACCCGGCGGCCGCAGCGCCUGUUUGCCAAGGGACGCGUAAACGCCAACCUGCUGCCGGCGCGGCGCUCCGGGGCGAGCCGCGCGCGCUGCAGCCGCGGUGAGGCAAUAAAGCCCCGU
Ochotona princeps (American pika) is the source of this 604-nucleotide messenger RNA. It is a transcript of the gene CBY3, whose product is annotated as chibby family member 3. The transcript has 2 exons. Bases 1 to 588 code for a protein of 195 amino acids. Lineage: Eukaryota; Metazoa; Chordata; Mammalia; Lagomorpha; Ochotonidae. The record is from RefSeq and is a predicted model, not a curated record.